AUUUCCGGUGUGGAUUUGUGGAACCGUCAAAAUAAAGGCCUCAACUCUGGGCGGCAGAUUAAAAGGUCGACACUGAUACAUUUCGUCGUAACUCUUGAUCGAGUGUUCGGUGUCAAGGUUCACUAGAACAACCCACAGGUCUUACGAACCCGUUGCAGUGAAACUAACUGCUGCAUUUAAUCGUCCGGAGCUUUAUUACCGAUCUGUGGGGAAUGGAGAAAGCCAGACAGGAUGCAUUUGACCAUGCAAGACUUGAGGUGAUCAAAGAUGGCUACGAGAGAGGCUUUGAAUGCAUCAAUAAAGGUCUGACAGCCGAUGAAGCCGGAGAUACAAGCCAGGCUCUGGAGUUGUAUAAGAGGGGUCGACAGCACCUUCUCCGGGCCAUCAGCGUGCCCUCACGGGGGGACGAGUGCGUGGGGCACUCCUGGGAGUCGGCCCGACAGAUGCAGCAGAAGAUGCAGGAGACACUCGACAACAUCACCACCCGUCUCACGAUACUGGAGGCCUCUGGGCAGCCUUCACAAAACCCAUACCCCAAAUUACCAGCCAAAGAGAAGCCAGAGAGGCCCGUUCCACCAACCUCAGCGAGUACAGCCGGUGCAUGCAGCCCUGGGGUGCUUUCACCAAGUCGGCUGCCCCUGGCUGAAGGGGACCAUCCGCCAGCAUACUCCCCUCAAGCUGCCGACGGCCACAUUUCCAUCUCGUACGGGACUGAAUCGGGGGAGCUGUCGCUGGUGAGCAACGACUUUUACGACCGAGCGUCCAACUCCACGUCAUCAUCAGAGAGCAUUGGCGAGGAUGCAGAGGAGCUGCUGUACAUCUCUCAGGGCGUGCAGAUAUUCUUUGUGACCCCAGAGGGGCAAGUUAGUGCCCCCUCAUAUCCAGGCUACCUGCGACUGGUCAGAUUUGCCAGCGAUCACUCUGAGAGGAUGCCUGAUAGACCACAAGCUUUCCUACAGGUGUGUGACUGGCUUUACCCCCUCAUGUCGGCAAGCACACCCGCCUUGCUGUGCAACACCGGCGUGUUCAUGUUCCCUGACAUGAUGGCGGCAGUGCCAGGCCAUUUUGUGGGAGUGGUUCUGUCCUCUGAGCUGCCUGCUGCCGACAGAGAGCUGUUCCAGGAUCUGCUGUCUCAGAUGACAGAUCUCAGGGUUCAGGCAGCUGACGAAGCCGGAGAGCAUGUUAAUCUCAGCCACAAAGUGUCCAUCGCUACACCUGACGAGGCGGCGGCAGUGGUGGAGGAGGAAGACGACCAGGCUCUGCCAGUGUGGAGUGAGAAGAUGGCCAGCGGGAUCCUGACAGGUGCGUCCUGGUUGAGUUGGGGUCUGGUCAAAGGGGCUGAGUUCACGGGCAAGGCCAUCCACAAGGGAGCAUGUAAACUUCGAGAGCACAUCACGCCUGAGGACAAGCCGGCGCACGUCAGUCCCGCUGUCAGCAAAGGCCUCCAUGUCGCCAAGCAAGCGACGGGAGGAGCUGUCAAAGUCAGCCAGUUUCUAGUGGAUGGAGUCUGCACCGUUGCCGGCUGUGUGGGUCGCGAGCUGGCGCCCCACGUAAAAAAGCAUGGUGGAAAACUCAUUCCGGAGUCCAUGCGGAAAGACAAGGAUGGGCGUUCUAACAUAGAUGGAGCCAUGGUGGUGGCUGCCAGUGGAGUGCAAGGAUUUGCCACUAUGUGGACAGGUUUGGAGGUGGCGGCCAAAAACAUCACUACGAGUGUGGCCUCGGAGACGGUUACCACGGUGAAGCACAAGUACGGAGCGGCGGCAGGCCAGGCCACAGAUCACGCCGUCAACUCGGCCAUCAACAUGGGCGUCACCGCCUUCAACAUCGACAACCUGGGCAUCAAAGCGGUGGUGAAAAAGACAGGCAAGCAGACAGCCCAGGCCCUCUUGGAAGACUACAAGCUUCAAGAGAAAGGGGAUGGACAGAAGAAAGUAGAGAAAUCAGAUAAAUAACCCCUACUGCCACUCUCAGCCAUUCUUGCCUUAAACUCAAAUAGCUCUAUAUUUAUUAUCAAAACUUGUGGUAAUGACAUAAUUUAUAUUUGUGAGACUACAAGCUAAUACUGUCUAAAUUAUGAACUGGGCUUUGAUGUUGAAAAUAUGUUGUAAAGCAAAUAAUAUAAUAUAUAUUGUAAGGUUUUAUGUAAUCCAAACUACGUAUUCCGUUUUCACAGCUUUAUUUUUAAAACAUGAGGAAAUACUUUUUUGUUAAUCUAAAUGCUGCUAUUACAAUUUAUUUCUGUAGUCUGACUUGGAAGUUCCUUGCUAUGGUUAAUGAAAGUUAUAAUCACUGUGCCUUUAACUGCUGUAUGCACUGUUUUGUAACAGCAAAGCAAUAUUAUCAACCAAAGCUGUGUAACUUUGUUAUUUUGACUCAAGUACACAAAUUAUCUUACUUUUUCCUCUUUAGGACCAUUUUUAGAUUCUUUGUGUCUUCAGAAUAUAUUGCACAAUUAAAACAUUGAGUUUUACACCAA
This is a messenger RNA of Doryrhamphus excisus (bluestripe pipefish), 2476 nucleotides long. RefSeq names its product spartin-like. The record is from RefSeq and is a predicted model, not a curated record. Gene Ontology annotation, cellular component: plasma membrane. NCBI's taxonomy places the organism in Eukaryota, Metazoa, Chordata, Actinopteri, Syngnathiformes, Syngnathidae. Gene Ontology annotation, biological process: cell division; negative regulation of BMP signaling pathway.